Molecule: messenger RNA, 1134 nt
Organism: Chanos chanos (milkfish)
Lineage: Eukaryota; Metazoa; Chordata; Actinopteri; Gonorynchiformes; Chanidae
Product: arf-GAP with dual PH domain-containing protein 1-like
Exons: 11
Coding region: 1-1134 (377 amino acids)
Biological process (GO): positive regulation of GTPase activity
Cellular component (GO): plasma membrane; intracellular membrane-bounded organelle; cytoplasm
Molecular function (GO): GTPase activator activity; phosphatidylinositol bisphosphate binding; phosphatidylinositol-3,4,5-trisphosphate binding
Source: RefSeq, a predicted model, not a curated record
AUGACAACGGAACAAGAAAAGAACAAACGGCUCAUGCGAGAGCUUCUAGAGAGACCUGGCAACGAUAUCUGCGUUGAUUGCGGCGCUCCAGAUCCAGAAUGGGCUUCUUUCACCUUGGGCGUUUUCAUGUGUCACAGCUGCUCAGGAAUGCACCGUAACAUCCCUCAGAUCAGCCGUGUCAAGUCUGUGCUGCUGGAUCCCUGGGAGACCACGGAGGUGGAGUUAAUAGCGUCUACCGGCAACAAUGCCGCGAAAGCCAAGUAUGAGCAGAAGGUGCCAGCAUUCUAUUACCGACCCACACAGACGGACUGUCGGCUGCUCCGCGAACAAUGGAUUCGGGCCAGAUACGAGAGAAAUGAGUUUAUUUACGAGGAAAGACAGGAGCCAUAUUCUGCAGGAUACAGAGAGGGGUUUCUAUGGAAACGUGGACGAGACAACGGACAGUUCCUCAGUCGAAAAUUUAUUCUGUCUGAAAGGGAGGGAGCUCUGAAAUAUUUCAACAAGCAUGACGCAAGAGAACCCAAGGCCAUAAUGAAGAUACAGACCAUCAAUGCAACCUUCCAGCCGGAUAAAAUCGGAAAUCCGCACGGACUACAGAUAACUUAUCUGAAAGACAACAGCACUAGAAACAUUUUUGUUUACCAUGAGGAUGGCAAGGAAAUGGUGGACUGGUUCAACGCCAUACGUGCUGCCCGUUUUCAUUACUUACAGGUGGCUUUCCCAGGCGCACAUGACGCGGAUUUGGUGCCAAAACUGACCAGAAGCUACAUUAAGGAAGGCUACAUGGAGAAGACAGGACCAAAGCACACAGAGGGCUUUAAGAAACGCUGGUUCACUAUGGAUGACAGGAGACUCAUGUACUUUAAAGACCCCUUGGAUGCCUAUGCUCGAGGGGAGGUGUUCAUUGGGAGUAAGGAUAACAGCUACACUGUUUUGUCAGGCCUCCCACCCUCUACUCAGGGCUACCACUGGCAGUUUGGCAUCACCAUAGUUACACCAGACAGAAAGUUCCUGUUUGCCUGUGAGACGGAGGAGGAUCAGAAAGACUGGAUAGCUGCAUUUCAGAGCGUCAUAAACCGACCGAUGUUGCCUCAGGAAUAUGCAGUGGAGGCACACUUCAAGCACAAGCCCUGA